AAAAAAAUGUCAUUUUUAUACGCAAAUCUUUACUGUACAUUUUCGUGUGUUGUAAAUUUCCCGACAAAAAUUUGCGAAAGGAAAUCGGACGCGUAAUCCCUUUGUCGCGUUGUUUUUAAAGAAGCAAAAUAGCGUACGGAAAGUGAAAAAUAAUUACAGUGAUACCUAUUUUACCUUCCUCCUGCUAUCCAAGUAUCAAUAGUUCGUGAUUGUGUGCGCGCGCGAGUGCUAUGUGUUUGUGUGUGGUGUAUAGGUUAAGCUGAACAUAAUUUAUCUAAUUGAAGGUUCGACAGGAUAAAAAGAAAAUAUCUCGAGGUUGAAAGAAUACUUAACAGCGAAUCACAGGAUAGCUACUUCCUACGAGUUUUCCCGGAAGUAGAUGCAGGAAACAUCAUCUACCAGUACACCAGAAGCUACAGCCGGAGAAGAAGAAGCGGACAGGGCGACAGGAUGUCACGCAAUAAAGACAAGUACGAAAGCAACAACCCCCGGAGACAGCAAACGUUUCUGACCGCCGAGGACAUUGCUGCCGGGAAAAAGACGUGUUGGCAUGGCAUUGAGAUAACGGGCAGUGUGCGGAAUCUUAGUCCGACGCUCUGGAAGUUUGAGCAUCUAACGGCACUCUUCCUAAACGAUAACUGUCUGACGCGCUUGCCGCAUCAGAUCGGCCAACUGGCCAAUCUGCGGACGCUCGAUCUGUCCGCGAACAAGCUGCGUAGCCUGCCAGCCGAGCUCGGUGAGCUAAUCCAGCUGCGGGAGCUACUGCUGAACAACAACUAUCUGCGUGUUCUCCCGUACGAGCUCGGGAAGCUGUUCAACUUGCAUGUUCUCGGAUUGCACGGAAAUCCGCUCGGCAAGGAUGUGCUGUCGAUCUACAACGAACCGAACGGGACGUCCAAAUUGCUGACGUACAUGCUGGAUAAUCUGUCAGUUACGGUAGCUCCUCCACCUCAACGACCCUGGAUCCCGCUAGCCAGACCGAAUCGCAACCGGGGUGCAUGUAUAUUCACCGUCAUGUGCUACAACGUGUUAUGCGAUAAGUAUGCGACGCGACAAAUGUAUGGCUACUGUCCCAGCUGGGCAUUGAGUUGGGAGUAUAGGAAAAAGGCUAUUCUUGACGAAAUACGACAUUAUGCGGCGGAUAUUAUCAGUCUGCAAGAGGUGGAAACUGAUCAGUUCUUUAACUUCUUCAAGCCCGAGCUGAAGAACGACGGUUAUGAGGGCAUUUUUUCACCUAAAUCGCGUGCUAAAACCAUGUCGGAGGCGGACCGAAAGUACGUCGACGGUUGCGCGAUCUUCUUCCGCUCUGCAAAGUUUACCCUGAUCAAAGAGCAUUUAGUCGAAUUCAACCAGUUAGCUAUGGCUAACGCGGAAGGAUCGGAUAACAUGCUCAACCGCGUGAUGCCCAAGGACAACAUCGGACUAGCUGCGCUGCUUAAGGUGAAGGAAGGUGCAUGGGAGAGUGUGUCGUCAGAGGCGGCCCAAAUAUCGCAACCGAUUCUAGUGUGCACCGCGCACAUCCACUGGGAUCCGGAGUUCUGCGACGUGAAGCUCAUCCAGACGAUGAUGCUGAGCAACGAGCUCAAGACAAUACUGGACGAAGCUGGGCUGAGCUUCCGGCCGGGACACAAGUUCGAUGUAAAUAACGUACAGCUGGUGCUGUGCGGUGACUUUAACUCGCUGCCAGACUCGGGUGUGAUUGAAUUUCUAAGUGCCGGACGUGUAUCAAUGGACCAUCAAGAUUUCAAGGAGCUGGGCUACAAAUCCUGCCUGCAGCGUAUAUCAAAUUGUGAUACACCAAAUGAAUUUACUCAUUCCUUUAAGCUAGCGUCAGCGUACAGUGAAGAUAUAAUGCCAUAUACAAAUUAUACAUUCGAAUUUAAAGGUAUUAUCGAUUACAUAUUCUACUCGAAGCAGGGCAUGGUGCCGCUCGGGCUGCUCGGUCCGAUCUCGCCCGAAUGGUUGCGGGAUAACAAGGUGGUCGGUUGCCCCCAUCCGCACAUACCGUCCGAUCACUUCCCGCUGCUAGUCGAGCUCGAGCUAAUCCAUAUGCCAACGGCGGGCGCCCAGCCGAACGGGUUGAUCGGUCGAAGGUAGCAAUAAAGCUCGGUAGAGCAAUGUAUUAGCGCCUUGGCAGACAGAAUGUGACAUCGUGCAAAACUGACUGCAUAGUACGACCUCCGCCGCGAACACAUACCAGCACCACCAAUCACAAAAACUCAACCCCCAGCAGGAAACAUCAUGGUACUCUCCGCCCCUCUUGCACGCAACCAACAGCAAAGUGAGGAGGUAACGACACUAUGAAACAAACCGUAGUGUAUGAAGCAAAGCCGGAGAAAGCACUUGUCACAAUGGCAGACACUAAGAUCAAGACAAUUUCCUCAUCGAAUCACCAUUGUGCAGACACAUUCGUGAACUGCAGACAUUAUUCAUCAUCACCUCUUUGCAAUAACAGUGAAAAGUGCUGUGUCACGAUUGGCGGACACAUGCAGCGCGUGUGCGCACACGCAUUACACCAGACCGCCGCCGAUCGCCAAAAGGCAUUAAUUAAUUGUACAUUAAGCAGAAACACUCGUACACAUUGCACUCGCGCGCAUCUAUAUUGAUACUGAUAUGCAGUUAUUGAUACUGAAUUGCGAAAACAGUGACUGUGUGCUCGAAAAAAAUGACAAAACGGCAGAAACGGCGCACAGUUUGGGAGAUAAAGGAAUGGAGAUGAAGGAAACAAAAAGCUGCAAAAUGGUAGUUUAACGUUAUGCAAUACAGCGCAGCCACUACGGCAAGGAACUACAUACAGAGAUGAAAAUGCAAGAAAAUGGACGCAAACUAGUAAAUAGCGGGUAAUGUAAUAGCAGUGGAAAAAACAAGGGACAAUAGUAAAGGCAAACAUAUAACAACAGCAUGAUAUAUAAAGGCGAUUUUAAACAACCGAAGAAGCAAGUAAGCUACGGAACAAUUGUGCAAAACUCUUUCAUACACACGGCAACAAAGCAAGAUCGCAUCGUGAACAAGUGAAGUAUGUCUCUCAAAACAUUUGGGGAAAACGAUCUACAUAGCAUCGCUACCAUCAAUCUACACCCGUGAAUGGAAAAUGCAUACAAGAUGAUGUGAGAUAAUGAAAACAAUGAAAAAAUCAAAGACUCUACUACUAAAUACUAAACCAGAAUGUACAGAAUGACGAAAAUGAUAAGAAUAGAAAUGCAAACCUGCACAGAGAGAAAAACUACAGUAUGACAACAAACAAACAAAAAAGGUUCGAAUCUCAGCUUUAAACGAAACGAAUGAAGCGCACCACUGCAAAGCAAUGCUAUUUCGUAGCAUAUCGGGGCGGUUUUACGUCACGGUAACGCAACAGCCUCAGAAAUUACCAACUAUCUCUAUUUUCCUCAAUCCACCUGCACGGCUUGGGAAACACCAUGAAACAAGCCGAUCUCCUGGAUGCUCGAUGCGUUUUACUAUUUUCGUCAUAUCCUCCUUUCUAUUUUGAAAGUAUAUUUUUCAGAUAAAGUUAGAAAGGAUUUUUAUUAGUUUUUCUCCACCGUUUCAUAUUCUUCACAACCGCUUAAAGCCGAGACAAGAACCAUCAGGAUCAAUUUUGCAGAACACAACAUGAGCAGUGUGUGUAAAGAAAGAUAUAGUGAUUUUUCCUCUUCAUUAAAAGCACUUUAUUUUUGGUACAUAUACGAUGAAGGGUUAUUUUUUAUUUGGUUAGCCAACAUUGUAAUUUCUAACGGGAAAAGCUUUAUCUUUUGUUUAUUUUAAGUAAAACCCCCUUUCAAUCGCUCUUCAACUCAAGCUUUCAACGGGAUCAUAAUGCAUUUUUGUCCGAGCAAUUUUUUUCAUCUGGUGAUUUGUAUCAUGUUAAUUCUUAUUACAUACGAACAAAGAGAUUGUGCUAUCAUGUAUGUGUAGGACUGUUUGUCUGUUUUGAGUUUUUUUUAAGUAGCUCGUGAGAUAAAUCUUCCGUUUUUAGAAAAUAUCCAUGGAAAAUACCACCCAAAAAGAAGAAAAAAAAGCAUACGCCUUGCCUGGAUAAGUGCGUAAGUGAUGUGAGAAUUUAGAGAGUGAUCUUUUGCGAAGAACAACAUCCAAUCGAGAGAGAGAGAGAUGCAAUUGUAAAGAACUGUGGAGCCGGAUGUAUACGACCAUUUGCAGAACGGUUGUUAGAGGUAGACAGAGAAAGGAAAUGAAAGUAGUCAGAAGGCGAAAGUGAAGGUAAAAUUGUAGAAACGUAUAUCCGUAGCAUUUUAAGGCCAGGAUUAUAGAAGUAAUAAAAACAACACCUAAUGAAAAUGAUGAAAGAGUGCAUAUUCCAAUCCGUUGGAGUGGAGGGCAAAAGAUCGUGCUUCUCCUCCGGCGGAACUGCUCCACUGUUGCAAGGAUAACCAAAAUAACAAGCCAACAAAAACGAUUCAACAUAAGUCGAUAAACGAAACAUAGAUCAAUCAGAGCGGUACAUAAAAUAGCGAAACUUUUUUUUAUGGAACAUGAAUGCAUCGAACAUAAGCAUUAUUCAAGCUAGGUAAUGUUUAUAUGAGAAUUCUCCUAGCUUUCCACACACAAACCAUUCAUGUGUUGGUAACAAUAAGAGUACAAAGGCAACAACAGAGAACAGAAGGGACAAACGGAAUGCAAUUCACUUACGCCAAACGAUCUUUACGUAGAAAACAAGCGACGUAAACGUGUUGAUAAACGGCUAUUCAAUUGAGCAAUGGUCUGAUUCCUCACUAGAAAACGAAAAUAAUCAGUAAAAUUGUCUUGAAAAUUACACCUUAAAAACAUCAAGCGUAGCGUACCACAUGAAAUAGAAGCAACAAUCACAAAAGAAGUUUAAAAUUGAACCGAAAGCAAAG
Anopheles merus is the source of this 4853-nucleotide messenger RNA. RefSeq names its product CCR4-NOT transcription complex subunit 6-like (gene twin). The transcript is spliced from 8 exons. Gene Ontology annotation, cellular component: cytoplasm; CCR4-NOT complex; nucleus. Gene Ontology annotation, biological process: nuclear-transcribed mRNA poly(A) tail shortening. NCBI's taxonomy places the organism in Eukaryota, Metazoa, Arthropoda, Insecta, Diptera, Culicidae. Bases 451 to 2097 code for a protein of 548 amino acids. The record is from RefSeq and is a predicted model, not a curated record. Gene Ontology annotation, molecular function: protein binding; poly(A)-specific ribonuclease activity.